AUGAAGCUCUACAACUUUAUCACAGCCGCAGCCGUGCUGUUCAUCGCCCCGGCACUUUCCCAGGACCUUGCAUCAUUGCCAGAAUGCGCUCAAUCACCUAUCUUGGAAGCUGCUGCAGCAACUGGAUGCUCUUUGUCUGAUCUGGUCUGUAUCUGCUCAGACUCAGGCUUGGUUGAGCACCUUCUGGAGCUUAUUCCAACAGUAUGCACACCGGAGGAGGUUUUGGAGGUCAGCGAAUUCGGGGAUGCGUUCUGCCUUCUCUAUGCCAGCUUGACGCUCAGCCUUUCGGACAUCGUCACCGUCCCCUCAGCUACUGCCACGGGAGCCGCGACCACAUCAAAUGGCUCACCUGCUACUGCCAGCGCAGAAACCACUGAGACUUCAGCCUCCGCAUCAGCCACUGCAGCAGCAACAUCAGCCAGCGAGACUGAGAGUGCAACUGAGAGCGCGACUGAGAGUGCUGCUGAGAGCGACGCAGCAGCCACAUCCAACGCAGCAGUCCCAACCAACAUUGUUGGCCUCCCGGCAUUCUUUGGGGCAGCUGCUCUCGGGCUAGCCGCAGUCCUGUAG
This is a messenger RNA of Exophiala mesophila, 570 nucleotides long. RefSeq lists its product as uncharacterized. Bases 1 to 570 code for a protein of 189 amino acids. Lineage: Eukaryota; Fungi; Ascomycota; Eurotiomycetes; Chaetothyriales; Herpotrichiellaceae. The transcript has 3 exons. The record is from RefSeq and is a predicted model, not a curated record.